Molecule: messenger RNA, 1425 nt
Organism: Bactrocera tryoni
Lineage: Eukaryota; Metazoa; Arthropoda; Insecta; Diptera; Tephritidae
Exons: 1
Coding region: 231-1346 (371 amino acids)
Biological process (GO): positive regulation of neuron differentiation; negative regulation of Notch signaling pathway
Cellular component (GO): nucleus
Molecular function (GO): DNA binding; transcription corepressor activity
Source: RefSeq, a predicted model, not a curated record
AGCCAUUUCAAUGUAGCAACCUUCAAAUUUAAGAUUGUCGGAGCCACAACAACAAAUUUACUAUUUUCUUUAUUUCUGCAGCGCUUGAGGUGGAUAACUGAUACACCACGUCAUCACGUACAACAAUCUACCUGUGGACCACUCUCUGAGCUUAUUUUUCUGAACUCUGCUCACUGUGAAUUUCAGAACAACUGCUUUUUCACAAAGUAAAUAAAAUAAAGUUAAAAAGUAUGGACCACCUGCUACCGAUUCUUUCUGAGGAGGAAUACGCAGCUGAAAUCGAAUUGUGUGAUAAGGCCGAAGAUCCGGAUGAAGUAGACAAUGUGAUAAAGAGAUGGUUGAGACUAUAUUUACCCGCAUUGACGCCUGGUGAACUCACUCAGGAAUCCUUAGAUAUUAUUAAAUGCAGAGUUACACAUACGGAGAUAAUGACUAAACUUUCAAGAAGAUAUAGAAGAUUGAUGGAGGACCAAAAAAGCUCUACCAAUCAAUUAAAUGUCACUGCAAGCGACACAAACACGACACAUGCUGAACCAAGUACAAGUAGCUCCUGCGCCACAGCACCCCCUGCACACAGCACAAGUACACCAACAUUUAACCCCCCACCAACCACGGCAAGUUCAUUGCCUAUGCAAAUACCAAAUUUGCCCACUACAAGUAGUUCCAGCGUCAUAGCACCCCCUGCACACAGCACAGGUGCACCAACAUUUAACCCCCUACCACUCGUGGCAAGUUCAUUGCCCAUGCGAAUACCAAAUUUGCCCACUACAAGUAGUUCAAGCGUCAUAGCACCCCCUGCACACUGCACAGGUACACCAACAUUUAACCCCCCACCACCCGUGACAAGUUCAUUGCCUAUGCAAAUACCAAAUUUGCCCACUACAAGUAGUUCCAGCGUCAUAGCACCCCCUGCACACAGCAUAGGUACACCAACAUUUAACCCCCCACUACCCGUGGCAAGUUCAUUGCCUAUGCAAAUACCAAAUUUGCCCCCUACUGACGACUGUGAGUACACAGUGAUUGGUCCGAAUGGCACAACGGUAUCCACCAGAGUUUUCCAAGACAUAUCAUUUAAGGAGCCGACCGUGGCCACGCGCAGCUUGCUUUGUUUGGUCUUCACGGAAGAGGUCUUGGCGAGAAAUACACUCAGCGGUAAGCCCUCACCAGCAUUUAAGGGUCGUGAACGUCCUCUUAAGGGACAACUAGAUCCGGACAAAGUUUCAGAUGUCAUACAUUGUAUUGCAUCGCGCACAGAUUUCACUGAAAAGAAUGUUCGCACCGUAAUCACCGCAAAAUGUUCGGAUAGCACAAAGAAGAUAAAGAAACUUAAGCGGAAGCAAGAAUAGAAGCCACGGUGGCUUGGUAGCCACAAAUUAUAUGUUAAAUUUUUUUAUAAGGAAUCGGUUUUAUAUUUUAUUUUAUGUU